Daucus carota subsp. sativus is the source of this 1481-nucleotide messenger RNA. RefSeq names its product probable protein phosphatase 2C 10. Gene Ontology annotation, molecular function: protein serine/threonine phosphatase activity. Bases 313 to 1155 code for a protein of 280 amino acids. The record is from RefSeq and is a predicted model, not a curated record. Gene Ontology annotation, biological process: peptidyl-threonine dephosphorylation. Lineage: Eukaryota; Viridiplantae; Streptophyta; Magnoliopsida; Apiales; Apiaceae. The transcript has 6 exons.
AAAGGACUAGUACUACUAAAGAGGCAAUAAAGACAAGAAAGUCAACAAGGGAAGGCCAAAGCCUCGACCUCAGCCUUUUGGCAGCCAUUUCUUUGCCUCCUGCAAGUCAAGACCAUCCUCUGCAAUUAUUUCCGUUGUGUGUGUAUAUAUAAUACUGCUUGUAUAUAUAUUACUUAUAAUUACAGACCAUACAGCCAGCUGCCUGCAUAUUUUGUUCAUACUAAAUCUUCAAUUUUUUGUGUUUUCUUGGAGUUGUAGAUCGGUUUAAAGAUUCAAGAUUUUGGUCUCAGUAGAUGUAGUGGAGCUCUGAUUAUGGAUAAAUUAUGUUGCUUUAGUUCUCAGGCUUCAGAAGGCCAUUCCACACAUGGAACUGGCAAGAAAAGAGGUGGCAGGGGAACUAUAAAGUUCGGAUUCCACCUGGUUAAGGGGAAAGCAAGCCAUCCCAUGGAGGAUUACCAUGUAGCUAAAUUUGUUCGUCACCAGGGACACGUGCUUGGACUUUUUGCUAUUUAUGAUGGACAUCUUGGAGAUGGUGUACCUGCUUAUCUGCAAAAGCACCUAUUUAAUAAUAUUCUAAAGGAGAAAGAGUUCUGGACUGAUCCAAACAGAUCGAUUUCUAGAGCCUAUGAAAGAACAGACCAGGCUAUUCUUACCCACAAUCCGGAGCUAGGAAAAGGUGGGUCAACUGCGGUUACCGCAAUUCUUAUAGAUGGUCAAAGUUUGUGGGUUGCCAAUGUUGGGGAUUCACGCGCAGUUCUUUCAAGAAGAGGGCAAGCAAUACAGAUGAGUAUAGAUCAUGAACCUAACACUGAGCGAGGAAGCAUUGAAAACAAAGGUGGCUUUGUCUCAAACAUGCCAGGGGAUGUCGCAAGAGUAAAUGGCCAGUUGGCUGUUUCUCGUGCUUUUGGAGACAAGAACUUGAAAAAUCACCUAAGGUCUGAUCCAGAUGUUAAAGAUGCUAUCGUUGACGAGGAUGCAGAUCUCCUUAUCCUUGCGAGUGAUGGUCUGUGGAAGGUCAUGUCUAAUCAAGAAGCGGUUGACAUUGCUUUAAAGAUCAAGAACCCGCAGAAAGCAGCAAAACAGCUAUCAGUUGAAGCAUUGCGCCGAGAUAGUAAAGACGAUAUAUCUUGCAUUGUCGUGCAGUUUAAGGGGUGACUCCGAUUACUAUUUUUUCCAGAAGAAGCAUUACAUGUACAUUUGAGUGGGUUUCCGUUGCGCAGGAGGCAAUAUUUAGACAAUACAAGUUUAAAAUUCACACAAAAAUCUGGCGUGCUUAUCGAAAUGAUAAUGGGAACAGUUCUUAUGAUUCCUUUUCCUUCCUCUCACUAUGUUAUAUAUCGUCCUUUGUUAUUAGUGUUUGUUUCUAUGCUUGAUCAAUAGAAUCAUAUUUCCAAAUCUUUGUAAUGCUCCGUGAAUUUGAAGUUGGGUUGUUGAUAACCAGGUUUGAGUAUAAUAAUAUGGCAUUAUAUUUUUGGCUAGAA